This is a messenger RNA of Malania oleifera, 1761 nucleotides long. Its product is annotated as putative glutamine amidotransferase GAT1_2.1. NCBI's taxonomy places the organism in Eukaryota, Viridiplantae, Streptophyta, Magnoliopsida, Santalales, Ximeniaceae. Gene Ontology annotation, molecular function: hydrolase activity, acting on carbon-nitrogen (but not peptide) bonds, in linear amides. The coding region runs from base 292 to 1563 and encodes 423 amino acids. The transcript is spliced from 4 exons. Gene Ontology annotation, cellular component: cytosol. The record is from RefSeq and is a predicted model, not a curated record.
AUAUAUAUCCAUUGCUUCCAUUAACCAAACUAAUACGCGGCGACGGGCCUCUGCAUUUCUCCCAAUUUCUCUCCCUCCUCCCCCGUCUCUAUCACACCUUUUACCCUAGUUUUCAAUUUCAUUUCCAAGAAACCAGACUAUGAGAGCGUCUGAGUCUCCGAGAUUAAGAAAUACCCUUUUUUGAUUUUUAUGUAUAGACGAUUGGUCCUAGAAAUAAACGAAUAAAUUGCUUAAACUAAUCUGGAAAUUUAGCUUUUUGAAGGUCUACGAUCUCUUCAAUUUAUAAAAUUUAUGGCUCCCGAUCUCUCAGUCAUCCUCCCUCGGGUUCUCAUCGUCUCCAGGCGAACCGUUCGCAAGAACAAGUUCGUCGAUUUUGUUGGAGAAUACCAUCUGGAUCUGAUAGUGGGAUACGGGGCCGCGCCGGUGAUCGCCCCUCGAGUCUCCGGCGUGCAUAUGUUGCUGGACAGCUUCGAACCGAUCCACGGCGUUCUUCUCUGCGAGGGCGAGGACAUCGAUCCCUCUCUCUACGAAGCCGACGGUCUCUCCGAGGAAGAGCUGGACGACAUAAGGCGGCUGCACGCCAGCGACACCGCCAUCGACCGCGAGAAGGACUCCAUCGAGCUUAGACUCGCCAAGCUCUGCCUCGAGAGGAACAUACCCUACUUGGGGAUCUGCAGAGGGUCACAGGUACUAAACGUCGCGUGUGGGGGUACCCUUUACCAGGACGUAGAGAAGGAGCUGUCCAGGGACCUCCCAGAAUCCCAGAGAGUGGCUCACAUGGACUACGACAACUAUGACGGGCACAGGCACAAGGUGAGGGUGGUGGAAAACACUCCAUUGCAGAGCUGGUUCAGGGAUUCGUUGGCGGAAGGCGAUAUGGAGAUUUGGGUGAAUAGUUAUCAUCACCAAGGGGUUAAGAGGCUGGCUCAGCGCUUCGUGCCGAUGGCGUUCGCGCCUGACGGUUUGAUCGAAGGGUUUUACGAUCCAGAUGCUUAUAAUCCUGAAGAGGGUAAGUUUAUAAUGGGAUUACAGUUUCAUCCGGAGCGAAUGAGGCGGCCGGAUUCUGAGGAUUUUGAUUAUCCAGGAUGCCCAUCUGCCUAUCAGGAAUUUGUGAAGGCGGUGGUUGCAUAUCAGAAGAAGCUUAAUAGCUCAACAUGCGUGCCAAAAUCUGUAAAGUUUGACAAAGAAAUCGAAAAGAAGAGGAAAAACAUAAUCAGAAGCUUCUCAAUUGCAAAAAAUUUAUACACCAGGGGGCGUGGCAUGCCUCCAUCUAAGGAAUCGGAGCUAGAAGCCGGUGCAGAAUUUCUUGAGUCCAACACAGCUCUGAGUUUGCAACAAGAGAACAGGCUGAAGCAAAUGGGUGCCACAGUGAGGAAUGCAUGUUCUUAUUUUGAGAGGCUGAAGGUGAACGAGGGGAGAGAGAGUGUGGCCAGAAAUGUGAUGGGAAAGAUGUCAGUUGAGCAGCUAUCUGACCUGCUGUCAUUCUACCACAUGAUGGGGAACAUAUGUUCAGAAGUGUUGGAGAGAAAGCUUCAGGACAUUGUCAAUGAUCUUGCUUCUUGACUAUACCAUUCCACACUUUUUGGGUCCCCUGUUUUUUUGGUUAGGUCUACUUGGCAUGUGACUCAUAUUGUGGAUUCACAUGAAACUUGGGUGAUGGGUACUUGACCCUCCCUUUGUGUUUGUCGCUGCCGUGGCACUUUUUGUUGUUUCUUCUCAUGAUAAAAAUAAAAUUAAAAAAAAAGGGAGAUAUCUAUUUCA